AUGAUGACUGCCUCGGAAACGACUAUCCUCGCUAAACGGCUCGUGUCGGACAACAAAAAACCGACCCCGACUGAAAAUGAGAUCCUGCAAGCGGUGAUACCCGGUCUCCGAAUGGCAGUCCAGGCACUCGAGGCCCAACUCAACGAAAUCGAAAUCGCGCUCGCAAUCUCCCCUGGAGAAGUCCCACCUGACGCGAAACUAGUUAAACAGCGUGAAACGGUGCAGCAAGAGCUCAACGCCGUGCAAGAUGUCCUUGCUCUUCAUAUGCAGGCGAUAACUGUCGCACAACAGAUUCCCAUAGAAGUACUGGAAACUAUCUUCACGUUGACGCUGCCUGAUACCGACUUUAUCUCCCCCUCGAGAACGGAAGCACCACUAUUGUUAUGCCAGAUAUCGAGCGCGUGGCGCAACGUCGCUCUAGCCACCCCGGCACUCUGGUCUUCGCUCUCGCUAAGCCUGGAUAGGCGACCAGGGACGUGGAAGAAUUUGGUCGAGACAUGGCUUGACCGAUCACGGGACUGUCCGCUCGCCAUUAGCUUCACCAUGAAGCGGGAUCGUCGUCCAGGACCCCCGUCACCAAAGAUCGAUUAUUUCAAUAACCAUGUAGUCCAAAUGUUUCGUCCCUCCGCAAGACGCUGGAAGCGCCUUCGCCUAGAUGCCCCCAUUAUCUCCACGUUACUCAGCACAUCGCUGCCGUCGCUCGAAUAUAUUGAGCUAAAUACGCAGGACAACUUCCAAGGAGUAUUCUUGUCUACCGCCAGCAUCCCAAGACUCACCAAGGUCGUUAUCGUCGGAGCUGAGUCCAACCCAGCACGAAUCUACUUGCCCUACAGCCGCCUCACCGAGUUGCACAUCAUGGAUUAUUUCUGUGGUCUUGACGAGGUGUAUCACAUCCUUUACAGCUGCAAGAACUUACUCCACUGCACUGUUCGCAUUCACCCACGGUCAGAAGCCUCUCUUCAAGACCAUCCACUGCAUCUGCCGUGUUUAUCAUCCUUGGUCAUCAGAGGAUCCAUCGGUUGGCCUGGAGUCCUGGACUAG
Mycena indigotica is the source of this 1041-nucleotide messenger RNA. Its product is annotated as F-box domain-containing protein. The record is from RefSeq and is a predicted model, not a curated record. NCBI's taxonomy places the organism in Eukaryota, Fungi, Basidiomycota, Agaricomycetes, Agaricales, Mycenaceae. The transcript is spliced from 2 exons. The coding region runs from base 1 to 1041 and encodes 346 amino acids.